CUCCCCGCCCCCUCUUAUGUCGCUGCUGCCUCAGAGCGCGCCAGGAGCCAGGAGACUACAGGGGACCGGAGACGUUGGGCACCAUUGAAUAAAAGUUCAGCAAGUCUUCAAUAAAAAUGGCUACCAAUAAAUCAACAUUGCAUAAAAUGGGAAAGAAACAGAAUGGCAAAGGUAAAAAAGUUGAAGAAGCAGAACCUGAAGAAUUUGUUGUGGAAAAAGUCUUGGACCGACGUGUAGUUAACGGCAAAGUGGAAUACUUCUUAAAAUGGAAGGGAUUUACUGAUGCUGAUAACACAUGGGAGCCUGAAGAAAAUUUGGAUUGUCCAGAGUUAAUAGAAGCUUUUCUGAAUUCUCAGAAAGCUGGUAAAGAAAAAACAGAAGGUACCAAAAGGAAAUCCCUUUCAGAUAGUGAAUCUGAGGACAGCAAAUCAAAGAAAAAGAGGGAUUCUGUUGAUAAACCCAGGGGAUUUGCACGAGGUCUUGAUCCUGAGCGAAUAAUUGGAGCCACAGAUAGCAGUGGAGAACUUAUGUUCCUUAUGAAAUGGAAAGACUCAGAUGAAGCUGACCUGGUAUUAGCUAAGGAAGCUAAUGUGAAAUGUCCUCAGAUUGUAAUUGCUUUUUAUGAAGAACGAUUAACUUGGCAUUCUUGCCCAGAGGAUGAAGCACAAUAAUUGUUUGGAUUUUAUUUUUUCCUUCCCCCUUUUUCUUAAUAUAUGUAUGAUAUUUGACUUAAUACAUGUGGAAAACUUAAAUCCUAUUGAGAUAAGUUUGGUUACUUUAAUAUGUUUUGCAUAAGGAAGAAAGCAAAAGUGCUAUUCACUUUGUCUAUUACAAGAAAACAUUUGAUACUGCCUUCUGCAUAUUACAUCAAAUGUUUUAUAAAAUUUGGUAGUUAAUAGUGAUCCUUAAUGGCAACUUAUUCAGAUUUACAAGUGUUUUGUAGCUCUAUACAAAAAAAUGUGCAUGCAUUUUUCCCGUCAUAUAGUCUGUAAAACCAUUUUAUUUAGUAUUUGUGGCAAAUUGGUUCAAAGGGGACCAAGUGAAAAUUUUGUUUUUGAUUUGAAAGUGCAUAUUGUAUUUUAUUGUAUAUACUGCUGAACAGCUAUCAAUAAAAUAGUUUCAUAUUCUUGUGCUUUCUUUACCAAACUACAGGAAGUUAAGAGGUUUUGAAAGCUAUUUUGGUUUGGAAAAUACCCAGUAAAGGAUAGAGACAGUUUUGCUUUUUUGCAAAACAAAAAACACCAUUUUUAUAGGCAGUUAACAUGAAAUUUAUAGUUUUCUCCCAUAGAUGUUUAUAAGUUGUUUACCAGAAUUAGCAAAAUAAUAAAAUGAACAUAAAACACUUACAUGGUGCAUUGACUAAUUAAUUUUUUUAUGACUAGUAUGCAGACUUGGUUAUCACAUUUAUAGUACCCAAAAUAUGUGGUUGAGUAAUCAAAUCCUGAAUUAAUCCCUUAAACUGUAUAUCAGAUGCUUUAUAACAGUGGUGUCAAAACUUGCAGGCUGGAUGCGUCACACGGUGGUCAUGCCAAUCCCCGGUUUAGCAAAGGAGGGGGGAAGUUGCCACUUCAUGUGAUGACGUGUCAUCGUGUUUUGACACCUCUGCUUUACAAGUUAAUAAUUUAUUGAUAUCUUAAUCUUGACUUCUUUAGGAGCCAUUAGCCCUAAUCCCAAUAUACAUUCCAAAUAAAAUUACUGAUUGCCUGAUAAAUUUAUGUAAAUAGCAAACUUGAGGCAUGGAACUGCAAAAAAGAGGACUCUCACAUGGUCAAUUGUUAAAUUUACAAUUUGAUCCUCCAAAUAGGGUUACUAAACGUGUGAUUAAUUUUUAAAUACAGCUGCAUGCAAAUAGCAUUUAUUUGAUUAUAUUCUGUUUGGGUGAGCAGUAAAGAAUCUUGUCAUGUAAGAUGUAAUUGUCAGAUUAUUUGGUUUCUAAUAUAGUUCAGUGAUUCCAUGCACAUGCUGGAUUAAUAGAAUGGAUUAUUGUUCACCAUAAUAAGUUUUGAUUUAAAAUCAACGGAAUAAUUACAAUUCAUCUCAUUUCUGAGAAUUACUGUAAAAUAUGAUACCACAGUGAAAAAGACAGGAGCUCUAAACAUGAAGUCAGUUGAUUGCCUUUCAAUAAACCUAUUUCCUGAUACCUGUUGAGGUUCCCUUCAAUUUUUUUCGUGUUUUGCUGAUUUCUAUUUUGUUUAGUAUUUGUGUUUCUGCUUAUAUUUUUGUCAAAAGUUUAUUAAAUUUUUAUUUAUA
This is a messenger RNA of Pseudonaja textilis, 2250 nucleotides long. It is a transcript of the gene CBX3, whose product is annotated as chromobox 3. The record is from RefSeq and is a predicted model, not a curated record. Gene Ontology annotation, cellular component: nucleus. Lineage: Eukaryota; Metazoa; Chordata; Lepidosauria; Squamata; Elapidae.